Molecule: messenger RNA, 1963 nt
Organism: Cololabis saira (Pacific saury)
Lineage: Eukaryota; Metazoa; Chordata; Actinopteri; Beloniformes; Belonidae
Gene: tsr2
Product: TSR2 ribosome maturation factor
Exons: 5
Coding region: 8-532 (174 amino acids)
Biological process (GO): maturation of SSU-rRNA from tricistronic rRNA transcript (SSU-rRNA, 5.8S rRNA, LSU-rRNA)
Cellular component (GO): nucleus
Source: RefSeq, a predicted model, not a curated record
AUCCAGCAUGGCGGCCUCCGCGGCUUCACGUGAGCUGUUUAAGGACGGAGUCCGGGCGGUUCUGGCCGGCUGGCCGGUUCUACAGAUCGCCGUGGAUAAUGGGUUUGGAGGUGUGUACGGCCAACAGAAAGCUGAUUGGAUGGUGGAUGUGAUCCACCAGUACUUCCAUGACAAUGCUGACCUGCAGCAGUAUGAAGUGGAGGACUUCAUCACUGAACUGAUGGAUCAGGAGUUUAACACCAUGGUUGAAGAUGGGAGUUUACCUGAGGUGUGUGUGCGGUUGCUGCACUUCUUCUCUCUGUGGAAGCAGGGGGCGCUGCAGCAGCUCCAAGAUGCUAUCGGCUCUCUGACCAACAGCAGGACGCAAAGAGUAAAAGUUACAGCUCCACCUGCUUCAUCUGAUGAGGAGAGCGACAGUGAACCUCAGCCAAUGGUGUGUGAGGAGUCCAGUCCGUCAAGCAGCAGGCCGCGCCCUCCUCCUCCGCCUGAUGAUGAAGAGGACGGCUGGACGGUGGUCAGGAAGAAGAAGUGAUUAAGCUGAAUCAUGGAUGGACUCUUCUUUCUUCUGAGUGUUUUUUUAUUAAAUGUUGAGAAAAUAUGUGCUUGUGAUGUCACUGCCAAACCACACCCACCUGAUGGACACAGAGCUGUCAGACAGUCGCACCAGCCAAUAGAGACGCUAUGAAAUAUUUGGGCCCACCCAGGAAGCUGAACCCAGCAGCUGCAAGACUUCUGGAUUUACAUUUUAAAUACAAAAUAAUGUAUUUUUAUUUUUGUUUCACUGCAUUUUGGUUUAAAAUAGUUUGGUUUUAUUGAAAUAAAAUAAAAAAUACCUGACAGUCAUACCAGCUUUACCACAAUGGACAGUUUUAAUCCUGAUUUUAAAGUUCCAGAAGCAUCCUGGACCUUAACUGGGAGAACCAGGACACCAGUCUACUGUUGGGAACUCCAAAGACCCCCCGGUAAAGCUGCUGGGAAAUCCAGGGACCACCGGUAAAGCUGCUGGGAUGGUCUGAUACCAGGAGCAUACUGGUUUUAUAUGAAACCUUGUUACAUGAGACAUUUAUAGCAAAAUGGUGAUUAGUGGUAGAACGGAGGGGGAGUAUUGCACUGGUCUUCACAACCCAAACAUGAUUCAGCGGUGGUGUAGAUGAGGACUCUGCCGACAAACCAAGGUGCUUUUAACUUUGCAAGUGAGCAGAAGUCGAUAAAACAGGCUCGUUCACACACGUAUUUCUAACGCGCCUGUUUUAUCCUAAAGAAUGUCUGACCCAGUUCUGCAGAGGACACCACCUCUACCCCUUCAGUUUCAGUUUACAGUAAUUUACUCAUCUGUGGUCGACUCGUACAAACGUUUAACAUCAAAUCAAUGCUCCAACAAGAUUCCUAUGGAAGUUAAUAUGUCACUAGGAUUUGAAUUUAAAAUGCCACUGAAAAUGUAAUGAAUGUUUGUAUUUACUUUUUCAGUGUUCAAAUAUAUUCAGAAUACAUCUGAAACCAAAAAGAUGUCAUUGUCAUUAAUUCUAUAUGGUUGAAAUUUCAUUUAUUUUCUCUUCAAGCUAAAAAUUCAGAUUGGCCGCGUUUCCCAGAUUCGAUUGUUGUAAGGACUUAACAAGGCUCUUAAGAAGGAGCGCUAAGACAUGGGUGUUUCCCAGAUGCGUUCUUCACUGCCUUCUUAAGAUCAAAGAAGCUUCUUAAGAAUCUCUUAGUGGGAGCUGUCCACCACCGUGGUGCUGAAACUAAAUCAAUCGAUGCCAGGCAAAUCAAUCACCCACAACUAUGGAAGUCGAUUCAGCCAAGAUCACUAAGCUAAUUACAACUGACUGAAACCGCCUCUUUCUGGUUCCCCCGAGCAGUACAAAAAAGUGUCAUGGCCUCAAACUGUAGUCCAUUCCAGAGAAAAGGGCUAAUGGCACAGCCUCGGACUAACAAUGGCAAUCAACAGCCCGAAACUAUAUAUAUA